Cladophialophora carrionii CBS 160.54 is the source of this 2214-nucleotide messenger RNA. RefSeq lists its product as uncharacterized. The record is from RefSeq and is a predicted model, not a curated record. The transcript is spliced from 4 exons. NCBI's taxonomy places the organism in Eukaryota, Fungi, Ascomycota, Eurotiomycetes, Chaetothyriales, Herpotrichiellaceae. The coding region runs from base 1 to 2214 and encodes 737 amino acids.
AUGCUCUGCCAUGACUGCCGGUGUCUGGUUCAGGAGGCAGAUCGAGCCUUUCGCGGUGAUCCAGCGCCAACCUCGCAACGAGAAGUCUGCACACAAGUCUUCCAGAAAUCGCUUGAUGAGAAGUGCUAUCUGUGCACGAGGCUCUUGAUCCAGCUCGGGGACGAGAAAUGGCAGCAGAUCCUCCAUGAGCUGCCGAAGACAAACGUGGUGGUCUUCGACAAAACCUUCAUCUUCGAGACGGAUAUGUACCUCCUGAUCCGCCAUGGCUGCAAGUUGACCCCAUUUCUUGAUCGUGGAAACGACGAUAGCAAGCCUGCCUUGCUAGGAAAGAGUUACUCCUACGGCUAUCUACAGGUUGCUCUGUUGCCUCAGCAAGCACAAAGUCCCAGCUCAUGUUCCCCAUCUGUGGUUCAGCGUGCGAGUGCCGCCACUUCAACCUCAGACUCGGCCGUCCUCGAUCUCGCUCGUCACUGGCUUGAGUCAUGCACGUCGAAUCAUUCGAGCUGUCGCGAACCAACGUCGCAAUCCUCAACCUACCCCAGCCGCCUGCUAGAUGUCUCAUUCGGUGCUGGGGGUGAUCUGUGGAGGUUGGUGGAAGCCGACACCGAAGCUGUGACCGGUCCGUAUGUUACCCUUUCGCACCGAUGGGGCAGCGGAACCGUCAAACUUCAGCGGUCUACUCACAAGCAAAUGCUACGAGGGAUGCCUGUUUCUACCUUGCCGCGCACCUAUCAGGAAGCAAUCACCGUGACGAGGCACUUGAACGUGCGCUAUCUAUGGGUGGAUUCCAUAUGUAUCUUCCAGGACGAGCGGCUCGAUAUCCAGAAGGAAGCUGUGAGAAUGGCGGAAGUAAGCAACGCGCUAUACAAUAUUUCAGCCCUCUCCGGCAGGGACGAUGGCCUCUUCUGCCACCGCGACCCUGAGACUAUUAGCAGCAGCAGCGUGUUCCUCCAUCGCGACGAUUACCAUCUCAGCCACUCCUACUUGAUCAACGACCUGGAUCUUUGGCGUGGCGAGCUCGUCCACAUGCCCCUGACAACGCGUGGUUGGGUUCUGCAAGAAGAAGUGCUUGCCAACCGCACGCUCUAUUUCGGUGCCCGUCAAGUCUUAUGGGACUGCCGAAGCUCGCGAGCGUGCGAAACGUACCCUUUGAUAGCAUGUGACGAGCGCCAAUCAAUGCAGCAAAAAAAGGUCUCCCUUGAGACGAGAGGCGCUUUCGAUGAAAAGCGACAAAUUCUUCGCGAUACUGAACUCGAAUCCAUUACUUCGAUAGUUUCGUUCGCAAAGGGACGCGCGGGCACGACACUUGCUCCUUUACCUACUGUACAGACCGAAUUUCUGGCCGUCUGGGCGCGCUUCGUUUCUCACUACUCAACGCGAGCACUUACCUUUCCCACGGAUAAACUUCUGGCGAUCGCUGGGGUUGCCAGAGUCCUGAGCCGUGCGAUUUGCGACCGGUUCGUGGCUGGCCUGUGGGAGUCUCACCUUGUGGAAGGGUUACUAUGGUAUAUCCGCGCAAGUACGGUCACAGACCGACCUGCUGAAUACCAUGCCCCUACUUGGUCAUGGGCUUCGUGCCAGGGGUAUGUGAUCCAUGCGGUACCUUUCCAGCAUUCGUGGACGGUUGCCCAAGCCCUGAAUGUCGCUUGUGAGACAGCCUCUGGGGACGAGUGUGGAGUGGUUAAUUCUGCUCGGAUGACUCUACAAGCAUAUUGUCUCUGUCUACAACUGGAUGAACACGGCAACUGGACAGCUUUCUAUGGCAGGCACAAAGUCCCUCGGCUUCUCGUGCGUCUCGACACGAGCGAAGAUAUUACCAAGCUGGGGCGAAUUUUCGGGGCUGUCAUCCGGACGACGGCGUACAGAUUGACCAAGUCGGACGUGCAACCUGAAGAGAAAGGGAAAAUACUACUUGCCGCGCAGGGAAUCAUCCUUGCGACGACGUCCACGAAAUCGCCAUCAUCACCGUUGCAUGUCACCCCAGUUGACAACAGCCAAGCGCACACAAUGGGAGGAGAUAGCCAGUAUCGGCGGGUCGGCUACUUCGCUCUCGAAGAUCGAAAGGGCGGGACGUUAACGCCCAAAUGGGUGGUACCUGGCUGUCGCAUCUUCCACGCCCCUUCACAGCUGGCCUCGGAUCAAUCCUCUGGACGACCAACGAAUUUCGACUUCAUGGGGCAGCAAGAAUUCAUGAGCACACUGGAUAUCGUCUGA